AUGAAAAAUAGGCAGAAGUCGAGAAGCGGCUGUCGGACUUGCAAGGUCAGGCGGCUCAGGUGUGAUGAGACCAAGCCUGGAUGCCAGAACUGUGCCCACAAAGGGUUCGACUGUCCAGGCUACCAGCAGAGGCUUCAGUGGUCCACCAAGCACGAGAGACCGACAACAACAAACACUAGCGGGCCGGCAAACUUCACCCAGCUCGUCACCGCUGCCUCCGUGUCCAUCGCCUCCACGCCCACGCCCACGCCCACCACCGAGAGUUCUGCCCAUGAUAGAACUAAAUGCUCGCUCACGGUUCCGGUCCCCGCCAGGAGACUCGGGCUCCCCGUUGUUCCAUCCCUAACCGUAUCGACGUCAGGGCCGCUAUCGGCGUCCGCCUCACCCCCGUCCUCAUCGUCAUCACCAGCCUCCUCAACACCGUCUCCGCCAACCCAUUACCAGGAUUUAGCAGCGAACGCCGAAAGCUAUGCCAGCCUGAUUCCCGCGCUCUCCCCUCAAACGGGACUCGUGGUACCCAAGGGAGAGCCGGGGUCGCCCGACGACCCGGACCAAGCACGCGACCUGGCCAUGUACCAGCCGGUCGUAGACAUCCCAACCUUUCUGAUCGAGCACUGGUUCAAAUCAGUCUGCUCGUCGUGGUCGGCUCUCGAUUCUCCGACAAACCCGUACCGGCAGCUGACAGGCAACCUCUGGCAAACUUCCGAUUCCGUAUUUUACGCCCUGCAAGCGAUUUCCGCAGCCUCUCUGGUUGAGCGGCUCCCGCACGUCAUGAAAGAUACGGCUCGGUCUACACCACGCAACGCGUUCCAGGCUAUCGGAAAAGAACUGGAGGUCUUUCAUAACAACCCCCGGCCGGGAUUCCCCACAGAACUGCUGCUCUCGCUUUUUUGCAUGAGCUCGUCCAUGUGUUGGUUGGAGGCCCGGCAACUUGGCCAGCAAUCCGUGAGAGAGGCACGGAGGGUGCUGAGGCGGAUGAAUUCGCAGAUGCUAGACAGCGGCGCCCAGGAGCAACUCGAUUUCUUCAACGGGUGCCUUGUUUACGAAGAGAUGCUUCGCAGCGUUGUCAGCGACGAGGAGAUCGACUUUAAGCAUAUGCUCAGCUGGCCGGAGCCCACGACUCAAAGACCUCUCCUGCCUACGGUCUCACAUCCAUGGGCCGGCGUCUCCUCUGACAUACUGAGGUUAUUUGGCAAGGCAAUCGCCCUGUGUCGAAGGUCCCGCAAUCGGUGGAGGCUCAAUGGCGGAACGAGCUACCGGAUCCUCCAAGGCGCAAUGAAGGACAUCGAGGCAGCAACGAAAGUGGAGGAAUCGUUGCUGUCGGUUAUCGUCCCGCCGCCUCCCGAGUGCCCUCAACCUCCCCAAACUUUCGAUUCUGCUCAGACCUUGUAUUGUUUAAGUGAGGCAUACCGCCUGUGUGCUCUCCUGCAGCUCUACGAGACCUUCCCAGACCUGAGCAUCAAGCGGAAUCCGAACCUCGAAACCGCCAGUGUUUCGAUGAUCUGGCAAUCAUGGGCAACCCCUCAGGUCUUGCACGUCGUCAACAAUGUGCUCGGCAAGGUCCCAGCGGGAAGUCUGAGCUGCAUUCAGCCCCUUCUCUGUCUCUGUGCGGGUAGUGGUCUUAGAUACGAAGACAACAGCAAAGUCCCGUUGCACAGCGGGAAUCACAAGCACCCACCAAACGCCGAUUUCAACACGCCAGCCGCGCCGGUGUCUGGGGCCGCCGAGCCCUUUCCACUGCCUGGCCCUGGCAUGUCCGAAAACGCCAUCAAAAUCUCCCAAGCGCGACUUCUCAUCAUGAACCGGUUGGACCAGCUCGAGAUAUGCCUCCCCCCAAAACCGAUAGGCGUGGCAAAACAACUCGCACCUGCAUGCCAACAUCUGUCGGGCGAUGAUGCGCUUGAUCGUCGGGCUAAAUCUCAUUUUGUCGGCCCAGACACCCACGCUGUCGAGUGA
Molecule: messenger RNA, 1956 nt
Organism: Chaetomium globosum CBS 148.51
Lineage: Eukaryota; Fungi; Ascomycota; Sordariomycetes; Sordariales; Chaetomiaceae
Exons: 3
Coding region: 1-1956 (651 amino acids)
Biological process (GO): positive regulation of transcription by RNA polymerase II
Cellular component (GO): nucleus
Molecular function (GO): transcription cis-regulatory region binding; zinc ion binding; DNA-binding transcription factor activity, RNA polymerase II-specific
Source: RefSeq, a predicted model, not a curated record